Cheilinus undulatus (humphead wrasse) is the source of this 3177-nucleotide messenger RNA. It is a transcript of the gene maea, whose product is annotated as macrophage erythroblast attacher, E3 ubiquitin ligase. The transcript has 9 exons. Gene Ontology annotation, cellular component: cytoplasm; GID complex; nucleus. The coding region runs from base 189 to 1235 and encodes 348 amino acids. Gene Ontology annotation, molecular function: ubiquitin protein ligase activity; protein binding. Gene Ontology annotation, biological process: proteasome-mediated ubiquitin-dependent protein catabolic process. The record is from RefSeq and is a predicted model, not a curated record. Lineage: Eukaryota; Metazoa; Chordata; Actinopteri; Labriformes; Labridae.
CACAUAAUGUUACUGCGACACCACUGCUAAAAGACGAGCUGAAACAAGCCCGGACUGCUUCCUGUGUUCAGCCGCCUCACACGGCAAGAGAGCGUCGUCAUAUAAGCACGUUUGUCCCCUACGAAACCUUGAACAAACGUUUCAGGGCAGCUCAGAAGAACAUUGACAGAGAGACAAGUCACGUGACAAUGGUUGUUGCAGAGCUGGAGAAGACACUGAGCAGCUUCCCGGUGGUAGACUCUGUGGUAUCACUGCUGGAUGGAGUGGUGGAGAAACUCAGUGCUUUGAAGAGGAAGGCUGCCGAGUCCAUCCAGGCCGAAGAUGAAAGUGCCAAGCUGUGUAAGCGUCGCAUUGAGCACUUGAAAGAGCACAGCAGCGAUCAGCCAGCCUCGGUCAACCUGUGGAAGAAAAAAAGGAUGGAUCGCAUGAUGGUCGAGCAUCUGCUGCGCUGCGGCUACUACAACACAGCCGUUAAACUGGCCAGACAGAGUGGUAUAGAGGAUCUGGUGAACAUUGAGAUGUUCCUCACAGCUAAGGAGGUGGAGGAGUCUCUGGAGAGGCAGGAGACAGCCACUUGUCUAGCUUGGUGCCAUGACAAUAAAUCCCGUCUUCGCAAGAUGAAGAGUUGCCUUGAGUUCAGUCUGAGAAUCCAGGAGUUCAUUGAGCUCAUCAGACAGAACAAACGCAUGGAUGCAGUCAGACAUGCGAGGAAGCACUUCAGCCAAGCAGAAGGAGGGCAGUUGGAUGAGGUUCGGCAGGUGAUGGGCAUGCUGGCCUUCCCAUCAGACACACAUAUCUCCCCUUACAAGGAUCUUUUGGAUCCAGCCCGUUGGAAGAUGCUGAUCCAGCAGUUCAGAUAUGACAACUACAGACUGCACCAGCUGGGAAACAACUCUGUGUUCACUAUCACCCUACAAGCUGGCCUGUCUGCUAUUAAGACACCUCAGUGCUACAAGGAGGAUGGUACCUCGAAGAACCCAGACUGUCCAGUCUGCAGUAAAUCCCUCAACAAGUUGGCCCAGCCACUACCUAUGGCCCACUGUGCUAACUCCAGACUAGUCUGUAAGAUCUCCGGGGAAGUCAUGAAUGAAAACAACCCGCCGAUGAUGCUUCCUAAUGGAUAUGUUUAUGGAUACAAUUCUCUUCUGUCCAUCCGCCAAGAUGACAAAGUGGUGUGUCCCAGAACCAAAGAAGUCUUCAACUUCUCUCAGGCUGAGAAGGUCUACAUCAUGUGAUCACUCAGACAACCUGUCUGAGCAUUUACAUGAUUGAGUACAGCCUGUUAUUCAUCAUCUGAGACCAGGCCGACUCAGAGAGCCACCUGUGGAGCUGUGAUCCAGUGCCCUUCUGCCCCCUGCUGACACACCCAGCAUUUCACACAACCCCCUCCCCUCCUCUGAAUACAUGAUCAACGACGGUUAUUCACUCUCGCCUCUCCUAUUUAUCUCACAGAAACUGGACUACUCUCCGUUCAGACUGUUUUAGAUGUGGAUAGAUAACAAAAGAAGUUGUUCCAUUCAAGCACAUAGACUAUCAAAAUGAUUAUCUUACUGUCCCCACUCCAGGAGAGGGCUGAGGGACUGAAAACGAUGCUAGGUAGAGAUUUGAUUUUAUUACAAAUAAAACUUGUUGAGGUUACUUUGAGCUUUUCCUUACACAAGUGUUCUUUUUUGUAUUUUACUUCAAUAACGUGGCAGGCAGUUAACUUGCUUCAUUAACCAGAUUAACAUGUAAUAUUUGGCCCUUUUUCAUACAAACAUGGCUGACCUCUUGGUCUUAAAGUAGCAUCUUACUCUGUGAUGCAUGCUGUAGGCAUUCCUUGUCUUUUGACCAUGUUUUGGGGGAGAUGUGUUAAAUGUGUCUUUUUAACUGCCUCCCUUUUGCAUUUCAACGCUCGUUGGCUGUGAAACUGGAGCCUGGUUUGGUCCCAGUAGGCUCCCUUCAAGUGUAAAUAUUAGUUAGGAAUUAAUCAUCCUCGUGUAAAUUCAGGGGUCCUGAAAAAGACGACGAAGAUUAAUCUUAAGAAAGAUUGGAGUGUAAACUGAGUAUUUUCUUGGGUGUUGUAAAUCUGAUUUAGUCCCUAGUAUCCUCAAGCUAACAGGUCGUUCAGUAUAACUUUUUUUGAGGAAGCUGUUAGUUUCCCUUAUGUGGUUACAUUCAUUAUGGUUUAAAUAUUACCAUAAUGACAUUAAGGGCAAUAUUCAAACAAGAAUACCAUAUUUGAUAUUUUUUUAUUAUUAAACUGAUUGUCUUCCUUUUUUUGUGUGUGAGGUUUACCGUUUUUAGUUCUCUUCAACCAUUUUCUGUUUGAAACCUCACAUUUCAGUGAGCCUUUGUGAUUCACUCAAUGUACAUCAUCCACUUUUCCAACAAAUAGGUAGAUAAUGCAGGACUGUGCUGAUAUUGUUCAUAUACUCGGGUAAUGCUCCUUGCAGCAGAUACUCCAAAGGGUUUGCAUAACAGAGAAUUAUACAGACUGCUAGAAACAUUUGUUUUCUUCAUUCACAUGUCAGCCUUCAUAUGAAAAAUGCAUUAAGAGGCAGGGUCAGUGUUCUGAAAAGACAUGCUGCCUUUUCUUGCACACCUUUACAGAAAACACCACUCAUCCUCUGACUGGAAACUCACUUUGGAUGAUGAAUGGACUGGGAACGUGGGAAAAAGAAUAAACUUGACUCUUGAAAGUUGACUUCAAUGAAAGCUAACGCACAAAUAACUUCUUAAUUGUAAACAGUUAACCCCAAUACCAUCCAUCAUUUUGUUAAUUGACAAACCAAAAGUUGCCUCAUUUGUGUCCAUCAGUAAGUUGGAACUGUAUGUGUAAAGACACAGACUGUCCUGUGUGUUCUUGUUGGUAGAAUAGAUAAAGGGAAUGUUUCAUGAGCAAAAAUAUGUCUUAUAAAGAUUUCAGUUAACUUUGAUUUCAGUGUUUCUUUAUUUGCAAUGUCUAGUUUGCUCUGUGGUCUCUGAAAUCAGCAUUACAAUAAGCUGUUGGAGGUAUCAUACGGUUAACAAUACACUGUGGUUCUGUUGACAUGGGAAUACAACCAAGUGUUCUGUCUUUCACCUGAAACUACAGCUUGUCUCAGGUGAUCAGCAAUUCGUAUAUAGGGUGCAUGUACAGUGUUAAACAAAUUUAUUAGACCACCCUAACCAAAGUACGGUUUAUGCCACAGCUAC